Molecule: messenger RNA, 1249 nt
Organism: Neltuma alba
Lineage: Eukaryota; Viridiplantae; Streptophyta; Magnoliopsida; Fabales; Fabaceae
Product: 14-3-3 protein 7
Exons: 6
Coding region: 151-915 (254 amino acids)
Source: RefSeq, a predicted model, not a curated record
UUCACGGCGGAGAUUAACCGACCAUUCUCCUGAUCCGACCCAGUAAUCAUCCCUUCUUCAUAGCCCAUCCCCUGGUUCCGUUGCAAGAGAGGAGUCAGUCGGAGAAAGCAAAAUAUCAAAACUGCCAACGCUCCCAGGGACUGAGAAACCAUGGAGAAGGAGAGGGAGCGGCAGUUAUACUUGGCGAGACUCGCUGAACAAGCAGAGAGAUAUGCCGAUAUGGUUGAAGCUAUGAAAGGUGUUGCUAAAUUAGGUGUGGACCUGACAGCUGAGGAGAGGAACCUUGUAUCCGUUGGGUAUAAAAAUGUAAUUGGAGCAAGAAGGGCAUCAUGGCGGAUACUGUCGUCCAUUGAGCAAAAGGAGGAGGGUAAGGGUCAUGAAUUGAAUGUGAAGAGGAUAAAGGACUACAGACUGAGAGUUGAAGAUGAGCUCUCAAAUAUCUGCCAUGACAUAUUAUCGGUCAUAGACAAGCACCUCCUUCCCUCUUCCUCAACUGGGGAAUCAACUGUUUUCUACUAUAAGAUGAAAGGAGAUUACUACCGUUAUUUAGCUGAGUUUAAAUCGGGUGAUCAUCGCAAAGAAGCUGCAGACGAAGCACUUAGGGCAUAUGAGGCUGCCAGUAGUACUGCUGCCUCUGAUUUGCCCCCAACUCAUCCAAUCAGACUUGGCCUGGCAUUGAACUUUUCUGUUUUCUACUAUGAGAUAUUAAACUCUCCUGAGAGGGCCUGCCAUCUGGCCAAGCAAGCAUUUGAUGACGCUAGUGCUGAACUUGAUAAUCUCAAUGAAGAAUCCUACAAGGAUGGGGCCCUAAUUAUGCAGCUUUUGAGGGACAAUCUCACCCUAUGGACCUCAGACCUGACUGAGGAGGGAGCUGAGCCAUCAAAAGUUGAUGAAUCUCAGGCAGAGGAAAGAUAAAGCUAGUGUAAGUGAUGUGUCACUACUUUGCAGCUGUUAGUGGGCUACUUGCUAGAGUUUAACUCCGUUUGUAUCAUAUAUUUUCUGCAUGGAUCAAUUGCUGAUGUGAGUUCAUUUGGUGGGGUAGUUGGAUAGGAAACUGUCGUGUAAAGAAUGGAUUUGGUCACAUAAGAGCUAGCGGAGCUGAAGUGUUCGUUCAGUAGUGGUAAAAACGACUCUUCGGCUUGUUUGUAUGGAUUUUACUCUCUUACUUUUCAGAAACACCGGAUCUGCUAGCCUGUACUCUGAUAAUAUUACUCUUUGCUAAUGAUGACUAACACUUCCGUUAUUCCCA